Molecule: messenger RNA, 896 nt
Organism: Filobasidium floriforme
Lineage: Eukaryota; Fungi; Basidiomycota; Tremellomycetes; Filobasidiales; Filobasidiaceae
Exons: 7
Coding region: 60-896 (278 amino acids)
Biological process (GO): autophagosome assembly; autophagy
Cellular component (GO): phagophore assembly site
Source: RefSeq, a predicted model, not a curated record
GUCCUGGACACGGUUUACUGUUGCACUAAUGCUCAGCUCAUACCUCGAAAUCUUCGACGAUGGAUCCUGAAAUCGUGGUCAACCAGGUCGAUCUGCAUAUCGGCCUCGCCUCAGUGCGACAGGCUCUCACAGGAGUCAUUCAUGCUAUCCUCUUUCAGCGGAGCCUCGGUGCUAUUCAGAUGGUGACCGAAGAGAUCAUGGAAUGUCAUAUCGCUAUGCUAUCUGAUGAUCUGGUGGCCGAAUCAGUGAACGAAAAGGUAGAGACCUUUUACCGUCACAUCAAGAAUCGACAACCGGCCCAAGACGGGUCUCUAGGACAGGUCGCGGUGUUAUUAUCUCAGAAACGGUCUAAGAAGACUUGGUUUAGCUCAACCGAGGAACAGGUCCCGUUCGAAGUGCAUCUCAUCACCUUGUACAGCCCGACCACCCGACUUCGGGCCCGACCGACAUCCGAGGAGAAAACUAGCCUUUCGAACGCGAUCAUGAAGAUCAGCAAGUUUGGGGUAGAAAAGUGUUCACAUGUUCCGGUCAUCUCUUCGGCCAACUCCUCCUUCCCAUUUCCGUACGAGAUCGUGCUCGAUCCGCCCAACACUUCUCAGCACGCCCUGCUCAAUUCGGCAGAGCCGAUGUCCCCCGGAUCAUCGCGGACCAGAUCAGACGUCUCGAUCCCAUACGGCUCUUCACCUCGUACCAGUACUAUGACAUCAGACAGCGACCGGCGGACGAGAGAGCUCUCAUCAAGAUCAACGUCGAGCAAGGAUAAUCGACAGGGACACUUGUCGCUGUCGCCAGCCAGGGUCGCAAGUGCGCCUUCAAGCACGGCGACCGCCCUCGGGUACUUGGAGCAGGCGAAAGGUGGACUGAUGACGGUCGGGGAGAAGCUCGGACUCUCUUGA